UCCCCCUGGAUUUUUGCUUCCCAACAACCCAUUUGGCAGUUUUUCAGGUAAUAGUCACUGUUGAUGGAUCUGGCCAGUAAACCUGUGUACUCAGUAUGAUAUUCUUUGCUUCAGAGCCAUGGGUUUUCUAACCCCAAACAACCUACAUAAUCUCUCAUUAACUGAAUGAAUACCACCUUGAAUUUAUAAGAACUGUCUUCACGUUUCACCGUAAGCCAAAAACUUUCCCGUUUUUUGAAUGAAUCAUUUAAAAUGAAGAGUUGCUGCGCUUGUGCUUAGUCUUAGUUUGUUGUUAUUCAAAUUGUGUAACAUGCAGAACUUUUGGGGGGAACUCAUCAAAGUUGGCUUUAUGCAAGUCUUUUAACUUAGCACCCCUGGUGGGCCCUAAGUUUCAAACCGUAUAUAUUUUCUUUUUUUACUGAAAAUGGUUUAAUCAACAGAAUACUGUUUUAUGAAAUUGAGAAUUUAGGUUUCUCUCAUGUGGACUCAUCUUGAUAAUAAAAAACUAAAAAGUCCUAAAAUGGACUUUGUUGAACUGUGGGGGUUGACAUAUCAGGUACAGUAGGGUCAGUACUGAUGAUUUAAAAAACCGCCAAAAUAUUAAUUUUGUUUCCAUUAAAGUGCACAGUUUAAUUUAUGAUGAAUUCUUUUGCACUUGAGCUUGUUUCUUCAUUUUGGAGAUGCAUGCUUUAAAUACAAAGCUUCAAAAUCUAACAACUCUGACAUUGUUAAAAAAUAUUUUGGAAUUUCAAAAUCUCUUCCAAUGAGUAAUUUAUUUGAAAAUUCAUGAGGACUCAGCUUGCUUGCCGACAUAACUCACAGGUUGCUUAGAUAUUUUAAAAAACAGAUUACUGAUUUUAACUGAAUGCAAUGCCAAGGACUGAUUAAUUUUUAUAUACAGAUAUUUUGUGGUGGUCUUCCUUAGUCUGCAUUUAAAAGCAGAAUUUAUAAAAGGAAACAUCAUUCUUUAGAUAAUGCACCAAUUAAAGCCCUUUUAGGGGCUUAUUGGGGAGAAAAACACCAAGAGGAAGAUCUUAAAAUUAAACUAUUUUAAUGUUUUUACUUUAGUUCUGUUUUCCUAACAGAACCUCCAAUGAAAUACCACAGUAUUAAAAAAAAACACAAAAAAAAACAAAGACACAACUAUCCUUUUAGAUGAUAAUCAGUAAUCUCUUUAAUAACUAUAUACAUUGCCUCAUCCAGCCCCUUAGUGACAUAAAAACAGUAAAAAGGUAGUUUUUCCAUUUGCUAGGGCAGUAGGAGUUUGCAGAGUCCAGACUAGCAGUCGAGUGGAUUUGCAUCGGUCUUCAGAGGUUUGGCAAGGGCCCAAACAUUAGGAAUAAAGUAUCUUCAGAAGCCUGUUAAUUGAAUUCUGGCCACAUUUAAGGUCCCACCCCUGCAAUCACUGAAUCCUGUUAACUUAGUCGAGUGACAACCUGCUGCUGAUCAGAUUAGUAAAAUAUUCCAUGUUGGUGACCUGGUCGCUUCCCAACUCAGCCCUGCCAGGACCGACUGCCUAGGAAGAGCGUAUGGAAAGGUUCCGGCGAAAACUGCAUGCACUUGACUUCUAUCAGGCCCUCCCUCCCAGGGGGAAAGAUUCAAAACACAUUCUGAUCCCCGAAGGCUUCCCUUGCUGGGGUGAGGUUGGUAAAGCACCAGGUAACAACUUUUAUUGCAUAACGACAUGGGAAUUUUGUCCACAUUCCCCCUCCUCGACAUAAACUCUAUGAUUAGAGCUGGCGCAUAUGAGAUUUUCACUGUGAGAUACUUAAAGAGAGGUUCAAACUUAUUUUUUUGAAGUAUUUUAACAAGCCUCCACGGUAUUCAUGUCUCCCAGCAUUGCGAGAGAACGCGGGUAGAUUGAUAUUAAACUGUCUCUGUGGCUAGGAUUUUCCGUAUGCAAUUAUGAAAAUUAAAGUUUUAUUCAAAGAACAGAGUGGUUUGGGGUCAUUCUUUGGUUUGACAAUCACUUAUUUUUUCUUGAAUUCUGGUAUUCGGGGGAGUCAUUUGACAUUCCACUGUUAAUGUUGUUUGUACAGUAAGUUCGUAUAUUAAAGGGUUAUUUUUAGAUGGUUAAUUACUGGGCGGAAGACGCUGUGAGGUGUACCUGAGUUAAGCCUUGAGCCUGUAAAAUAGAUCUGAGAGUGUCUGGCCUCUUGAUAGAAUUGAAAUUUUACCUUCAGACUCUUCUGGCUAUGUCCCUUUUCUUAAAGCCUUAUUUGGCAUUACUGUGCCUCAGUGAGGUGUUUGCUAUCAGAAAGAAGGCUCUCUUGUGUAAUACGGGAUCCAAAUUAGACAUCUCAAGUAUUGUCAUUCCGAGUUCACAUCACCAUCAAAAUAAAUGUUAGCCAUGAGAGCCUCGAUAACAGGAUCACCAAGUGCUAGAGUUUAAAAUAGCUGUCAUCUGAUACCAAUAAUGACCUGGUGAAAUUUUGCAGCCCUCGGGAGGCUAUACAGAAAGUGAACCAAAAUGGAGGACUGUCCUAUGUCCCUUGGUUUUAAGAACAUUUUUGUUACGAUUUUUGCUGCCUUUUUUUUCUUUAAGCUUUUAAUUAAAGUGUUUUUGGCUCUAUUAACCCAUUUCUAUAUUGUCAAGGGGAACAAAAAGGAGGCUGCCAGGAUAGCAGAAGAAAUCUAUGGAGGAGAUGAAACAGUAGAAAUGCUCAAUCUAAUUGGAGAAACCAAGCAGAAAUAUGAAGUUCAAGCAACAAUAUCCAGUGUGUGGAAAGAGAUUUCUUUUGGGGACUACAUUUGUCAUUCAAUUCAGGGAGAUUGUUGGGCUGAUCGAUCACCACUUCAUGAAGCUGCAUCUCAAGGACGCCUGCUGUCCCUCAAAAAUUUACUUGCACAGGGAGUCAACGUGAAUCUUGUGACCAUAAACCGGGUCUCCUCUCUCCAUGAGGCCUGCCUUGGUGGCCAUAUGGCCUGUACAAAAGUCUUACUGGAGCAUGGUGCUUCUGUCAAUGGAGUCACUGUGCAUGGGGUCACACCUCUCUUUAACGCUUGUUCGAGUGGAAGUGCAGCUUGUGUCCAGUUACUGCUCGAAUAUGGAGCCAAGCCACAGCUAGCUGAUCACCUGGCUUCACCCCUCCAUGAGGCAGUGAAGAGAGGUCACAGAGAAUGCAUGGAGAUUCUGCUGGACAAUGAUGUCAAUAUUGACCAGGAAGCCCCUCUUCACGGCACUCCGCUCUAUGUGGCCUGCACAUACCAGAGGACAGACUGUGUCCGGAAGCUACUGGAGCUAGGAGCCAACGUUGACCUAGGCAAAUGGUCCGAUACCCCCCUCCAUGCUGCGGCGAGGCAGUCCAGUGCCGAAGUCAUCCACCUGCUGACAGAUUACGGGGCCAGUUUGAAAUAUAGAAACUCUCAAGGGAAAUGUGCUCUAGACCUGGCAACUCCCCAAAGCAGCGUGGAACAGGCCCUCCUGCUUCGGGACGGCCCCCCCUCACUUGCUCAGCUCUGCCGACUCUGCAUCCGAAAGUGCUUGGGUCGAUCGUGCCAUCGUUCCAUCUAUCAAUUGUGUCUUCCAGAGCUACUUGAAAAAUUCCUCUUAUAUCGAUAGUUGCCAUCCUCCUUAAAAGUUCUUAUUAAUCGUGAAUAGAUAUACGUUUGCCCCCACAUAAAUACUUUUCAAGGUGUUGUAUUAACAUCCAUAGCUACCAAAGUGACUAGCUGCCAGGUUAGACUGGACACUAAGGGAGUUGCUUUCUGUUGUUUUAGAGUGAAAAUAAUUCUCCCAAAUGUUGAUGUUCUCAUUAGGAUUGGUCAGUACAGAUAUACUCAGGCCUCUGCCAAGGGACUGUGCAGACCAGAAUUGAUAGGUACCGUGGGAGAAAUGUUGGAACUCAGAGCAUCUUGUGGGGUCUCAGUCCAGAUCUGGUUCCCAGUUUACUGCUGUAGCGAGGACACGGCCCUGGAAACAGCUCCACUGCAGUUCAGAGUUGUCAGUCCUCUCCGGCUGUCACCAUGGUCACUUCCUCAAACUUCAUCGGCCACUAAACGAGCUCCUAGCCAAAGACUGUUCACCCACCAGAAAGGUGACCAUUCAGUUGGAACUUCAUCCUAGGACUGGAUGGUACCGACAGUACUCCUCCAGCCACUCUUCGAUCCACACUGUACCGUAAGCGGCCUUCUUGCUCAGUUUUCUUGGUGGGGUCAUCUCAGCUGCUUAAACACUGGGCUCAAGUUAAUACUAAAUGGGAAAAUGAUUUUGUGGACCUCUGUACACUAGCAAACACCUGAGGUCCCUCAGCACCAUGGCUCAUCCACCGCUCUUGUUUGUCUUCCCCAACCACAUGCUUUGGCUCUUCCGUGCUAUCGUUUAGUUUUUUGGCCCGGACAAGGCAGAGAGAUUAAAAGGGCAAAGGAAAUUCUUCCAGCUCAGUUUUAACCAGGUUCUAACAUUGGCAAAAAAUAAUAGCUUAUCUGAAGGUUUUUAUUUGUGAGGUAAGUAAAUGAGUGAAUUGAUUGUGAAGGAGAGGCUGACUUGAUUAUAUACCAUGAGCAGAUCUAUGUAUCUGUGUUUCCUUUCCUCCCCCACCCCCCACCUCCUGAUAGGGGAAAAAAAAAUAGGACCUAGGAGUUUCCUCUGCUCUGGGUAUCCUCUCAUUCCCUGCAGUCCUAGAAUGGGCAGCAGGAAAAGGAGCCCACCUCAGGGCUAGAAAAUGGGGCUUGUGUAUCUCCUGUGAUAUGAUCACUGGGUUGAGGAAGAUGAUGAUGACGUUGACUUAGAGCACAAAGGAUGAGCCUCAGUCCUGACAUUUUGGGACUGAGAACCUUGCUGUAAGUGUUGAGAUAGAUCACACUGUAACCAAAGAUUUCUGCCAACAGAGAUGUUGGAGAUGGGACAGUGGUGGGGAAAAUGAGUUUGACUCUUGGGUUGGAUAGAUCAAGUUUUUCUGACCAUUCUCAUUUCAGACCUAUAGUAUCCUUGAAUUUUCAGGCACAUGAGACUAUAAAAUGGUAGCUGCACUAAAUUAAAUAAUAGUUCUGAUGUGGAUUCGUGACAGGAAAAAGACUAGGGGUGUAAGACAAGGUUUGGACCCGGGACUAGAAAUGAAUAUAGAACUGUUAGACAAACACAUAUAAUUAGUUUAUUUUUUAAUUGGCUCCACUGAUUUUUCUUGUAGUCUGUGUUGAUUUUCAUAGUGGUAGAAUUGCGGUAUUUGGCAAAUAAAGUAUUCGUUUGAAUCCCAAA
Messenger RNA from Ornithorhynchus anatinus (platypus), 5197 nucleotides. It is a transcript of the gene ASB11, whose product is annotated as ankyrin repeat and SOCS box containing 11. Gene Ontology annotation, molecular function: protein binding. Gene Ontology annotation, biological process: intracellular signal transduction; positive regulation of protein catabolic process; protein ubiquitination. The transcript has 8 exons. Lineage: Eukaryota; Metazoa; Chordata; Mammalia; Monotremata; Ornithorhynchidae. The coding region runs from base 2471 to 3562 and encodes 363 amino acids. The record is from RefSeq and is a predicted model, not a curated record.